AUGGCUUCUGUAGCAGCAUGGUUACCAUUUGCGCGAGCUGCCGCAAUUGGUUGGGUACCAAUCUCACGGCAACCAAUGCCUGCUGCUCCUAUUGCCAUACAAGCUAAAGAUUUAGCCGUAGAUCAUGUUUCUGAUGAAAAAAUCUCAAUUAAUAUAUCGGGUCGUCGGUUUGAAACAUGGAGAAAUACGCUAGAAAAAUUUCCAGAAACUUUACUUGGUUCAAACGAAAAAGAAUUUUUCUAUGAUGAAGAAACAUCAGAGUAUUUUUUUGAUCGAGAUCCGGAUAUUUUCCGUCAUAUUCUCACGUUUUAUCGAACGGGCAAACUGCAUUAUCCAAAACACGAGUGCCUUGUUGCCUAUGAUGAAGAGCUUUCAUUUUUUGGAAUUAUGCCUGAUUUAAUCAGCGAUUGCUGUUAUGAGGAUUAUAAAGAUAAAAAGCGAGAAUAUCAGGAAAAAUUAUUAGAAGAACGCUUUGAAAUAACUGAAAAGCAUAAAGAAAAAUUAUCAGUGCGUCAAAAAAUGUGGGAAGCAUUUGAAAGUCCUCAUACAUCUUCUGUGGCACUUGUUUUUUAUCAUGUUACCGGCUUUUUUAUUGCCGUAUCAGUUUUGUGCAAUAUUAUUGAAACAGUGCCAUGCAAAUAUAUGCUUGAUGAUACAAGUAUUUCUUGUGGAGAUCUUUAUGAACGGCAGUUUUUUGUACUGGACACUGCAUGUGUAAUCAUUUUCACAGUGGAAUAUUUAUUACGAUUAUUUGCUGCUCCUGAUAGGUGUAAAUUUUUGCACUCAAUAAUGAGCGUUAUUGACGUUAUUGCUAUUUUGCCAUAUUACGUGGGCUUGGGUUUUACGAACAAGAAGGAUGUUUCAGGUGCAUUCGUCACUUUACGUGUCUUUCGUGUAUUUCGGAUAUUUAAAUUUUCUCGUCACUCUCAGGGUUUACGCAUACUUGGUUACACGUUAAAAUCAUGUGCUAGCGAGCUUGGCUUUUUAGUAUUCUCACUUGCCAUGGCAAUAAUUAUUUUUGCAACAGUUAUGUAUUAUGCAGAAAAAAAAGUUGUCGAUACUAGAUUCACAUCAAUACCUGCUGCAUUUUGGUACACAAUUGUCACUAUGACAACACUUGGUUAUGGUGAUAUGGUACCUGCUACAAUCAUGGGUAAAAUUGUUGGUGGUGUUUGUUCUCUUAGUGGUGUUUUGGUAAUCGCUCUUCCGGUUCCAGUAAUUGUUAGUAAUUUUUCUCGAAUAUAUCAUCAAAACCAACGUGCUGAUAAAAGAAGAGCUCAAAAGAAAGCUCGAUUAACUCGUAUUAGAAUUGUAAAAAAUGCUAGCGGGCAAGCUUUGUAUAGCAAGAAAAAAGCACAUGAAGCAAGGAUGCAAGCAUUUGAACAAGGCUCACUAAGUGUUGAUUCAUUGAAAGAUGAAGAUAUUUUUGAAAUUCAACAUCGACAUUUAUUACAGUGCUUGGAAAAAGCUACUGAAAGAGAACUGACGGAAAAAGAUAUCGCAUCUAACAAUAAUCUCAAAACAAUUCCUCUCAGUUUAUCGACAUCCCAGGAUUUGCCGGAAUCAAAUAAUAUUGGAUAUUUGCGAUGGUUUGAUUGUUGCAGUACUUGCUUAAGUAUGGUUUAG
Molecule: messenger RNA, 1626 nt
Organism: Thelazia callipaeda (thelaziosis nematode)
Lineage: Eukaryota; Metazoa; Nematoda; Chromadorea; Rhabditida; Thelaziidae
Source: the annotation of a GenBank genome assembly